AUGUCACAAAUGGAUUUCCCGGCUUUAUGGCGAAAAUGGAUUAUGGGUAUCCUGUCAUCUGCGAGGUCCUCGAUACUAGUUAAUGGUUCACCUACACUAGAGUUCAAGAUUGAGCGUGGUGUACGCCAAGGAGACCCACUAUCCCCUCUACUCUUCAUUCUUGCUAUGGAAGCGCUACAUGUGGCUACGGUCACGGCAAACGCUAGUGGGAUUUUCAAAGGGUGCAAAAUGCCAAACAAUGGUCCUACCAUCUCCCAUCUACUCUAUGCGGAUGACGUCUUAUUUGUGGGAGAAUGGUCGGAAUCAAACAUUCAAAACCUUUCAAGAUUACUGAGAUGUUUCAAUCUAUCCUCGGGUCUUAAGGUUAAUUUUAACAAGAGCCAAUUAUUCGGUGUAGGAGUAGAUAUGGGUGUGGUUGAACAAAAGGCCUUUAUUCUAAAUUGCAAAACGGGUGUGCUUCGUUUCUCCUACCUAGGACUCCCGGUUGGAUCGACAUGGGAUUGGUAA
Messenger RNA from Helianthus annuus (common sunflower), 507 nucleotides. RefSeq lists its product as uncharacterized. Lineage: Eukaryota; Viridiplantae; Streptophyta; Magnoliopsida; Asterales; Asteraceae. The record is from RefSeq and is a predicted model, not a curated record. The coding region runs from base 1 to 507 and encodes 168 amino acids. The transcript has a single exon.